Molecule: messenger RNA, 357 nt
Organism: Botrytis sinoallii
Lineage: Eukaryota; Fungi; Ascomycota; Leotiomycetes; Helotiales; Sclerotiniaceae
Exons: 1
Coding region: 1-357 (118 amino acids)
Source: RefSeq, a predicted model, not a curated record
AUGGCCACCCCCGCGAUCCCCACCUUUGGUAAUAUUCUGCCCGUAUAUAUCAUGGAAGCGGUGAGACGAAGAUUACCUCCACGGUCCACCCCAACUCCACCUCCACCUCCACCUCCACAUCGCGAAGUUCUCUUAGCAAGUCGCCGUCCAUUACCAUCCGAAAAUUUCUUCAUCGCAAAACGUGUGAUGGGUGGUUCGCAAGAAAUAUCGCAUGGAAUCAAGAUUGAGCUUUCUACAUAUACUCUGAUUACAUUCGCACCCAGACGUCCAUGCCUUUUUCGGGAGAGAGGCAAAUGGAUUGCCGGAGUUUCAUAUGAAGCCAUGGACAAAAUGCCUCAUAUAUGGUAUCUAUACUAG